CAUCAUUCUUAUAUUUUCAUUGUUGAUAAAAAAAGAACCUAUGGCAAGAGUGAUAAUUUUAAUGCUUCUGGCAACUGUAAUCAUGGCCAUUGCACCAUUAAGUGGUGGAGUUCCUGAUGAUCAAAGCCCCAAAGCAGUGGCGAAAUGGUUCGAAAGAGUUGCUCGCCAUAAUACACAACCAAAGUUGUCAAAACUACAUUUUUAUCUUCAUAACAAUUUCACAGGGAACAAAACCACCGUGGUGCAAGUUGCUCAGGCCAACAUUUCGGCUACGUCACCCACGAGAUUUGGUGAAGUACGAGUUCUGGAUAGCUUGUUAACAGUCACACAGGAUGUCAACUCGAAGGCGAUUGGUCGUGGUCAAGGACUAUUUACAUUCACCUCACGGGAGGAGCUGGAUUUUUCGACCACCUUAACUUUUAUCUUCACAAGUGGUAAGUACCGCGGAAGUACCAUUCAAUUGGUGGGGUGGAGUCCAUUCGAUAAGCAAUAUAGGGAGUUUCCACUAGUGGGAGGUACCAAUGAUCUCCGGCUCGCACAGGGUAUCGGCACUUUUCAGACUCUUGCAAGAGAUGCCGCAAAAGAAGUUAUUCAAGUCGAUUUCAUCUUUUUUCAUUAUUAAUUCUAAAAACUUGUUUCUAAAUUCUUAGUGUUUUAUUGUUGAAUAAGGCCCGUCUUUCAUCUCUCCUAUAGUGUUUUAGGGCCAUAUAUAUAUAUUAUAUAUAUAUAAUAUAU
Molecule: messenger RNA, 735 nt
Organism: Oldenlandia corymbosa var. corymbosa
Lineage: Eukaryota; Viridiplantae; Streptophyta; Magnoliopsida; Gentianales; Rubiaceae
Source: the annotation of a GenBank genome assembly